Messenger RNA from Pochonia chlamydosporia 170, 441 nucleotides. RefSeq lists its product as hypothetical. Lineage: Eukaryota; Fungi; Ascomycota; Sordariomycetes; Hypocreales; Clavicipitaceae. Bases 1 to 441 code for a protein of 146 amino acids. The transcript has a single exon. The record is from RefSeq and is a predicted model, not a curated record.
AUGAACGUUGAAGCAACGAUUGAGCGUUCGAGGGGCUGGCAUGUGCUUGUGGGCACAGCCAAACAGCCCAAGCAGCGUCAUAAUCUCCUUAUCUACGAAAUUUGGCCUGGCCAUGACCUGGACCCACCGGGCCUGCGCCUGCCUGCCAAUUCCACAGAGGGGCGGCUCUUGCCAACCAGAAAUGUGACCGGGGUGUUAACUGGUCUGGUUUGUGACCGAGUUGAGUCCAACGACCACGAAUCCCAACACCCAGCAUACCUGGCCUUGACUUGCGCCGUCCAGGCACGAAAACGCAAUCCUGCCUCUCUAUCAUCGUCAGAAGUUGGUAACUUGGUCUUCUUCGACCAGAACCGCGUCCCUCGGCCUGGAGAUUUUCUAGCGCAAUUGCCUCCACGAUCGCUAGCGGCGGAUCAGUCACGAUGCGCUGGUAAUCUAAUCUAG